AUGGCAGUGCUUACUGUAACUCAAUUGAAUAAAAUUCUGACCGAGUGCGGAUUCAGUACAAUCGGUAGUGAUGUGUCAUCCGAAGUCGUUGACCAGAUCAACGAUAUGACCAGCGAUCGCAACGAGGCAGCGAUGUUUGUCGCUCAGCUGAUCCAUGAGAGUGGAGGAUUCCAGCACCGUGAAGAAUGGAACAAAGGAGCCGGUCAACCGUACGUUCCUUACUAUGGCCGAGGAUACAUCCAGCUGACAUGGGACUACAAUUACCGGGCAGCAUCGGAAUAUAUUUUCGGGAACGAAAAUAAACUGUUAAACAAUCCGAGCUUGGUAUCGGAGAGCCCGUAUAUGUGCAUGCGUGUGUCGGUGUGGUUCUGGGUGAAGCGAGUAGUCCCGAAAGCUGCUCCAUUUGAUCAUUUCUACGCCACGACCAAAGCUAUCAACGGUGGACUGGAACCGAGCCCCGACCAUCAAAAGGCGAGGAUUCGGUAUGGGUACUAUCUGAGGGCUGCUAAAGUCAUGGGUGUUAAUCCAGUGCCGAAUGCCUAAUCAACUGCUGUGCUAAUCGUUGAAAGUAAAUAUGUGAAAAGUAAAGAACAAUAAAUAAUAUCAAU
Molecule: messenger RNA, 608 nt
Organism: Sabethes cyaneus
Lineage: Eukaryota; Metazoa; Arthropoda; Insecta; Diptera; Culicidae
Exons: 1
Coding region: 1-543 (180 amino acids)
Biological process (GO): chitin catabolic process; cell wall macromolecule catabolic process
Molecular function (GO): chitinase activity
Source: RefSeq, a predicted model, not a curated record